Messenger RNA from Penaeus monodon (black tiger shrimp), 963 nucleotides. RefSeq lists its product as uncharacterized. The transcript has 5 exons. The coding region runs from base 1 to 963 and encodes 320 amino acids. NCBI's taxonomy places the organism in Eukaryota, Metazoa, Arthropoda, Malacostraca, Decapoda, Penaeidae. The record is from RefSeq and is a predicted model, not a curated record.
AUGACCAUUAGUAAUACCAUCUUCAGAAAGAGACAAGAGCCUUCGGGCACAAGCACAACAUCGUUUAGGAGUAAUGGGUUUGUCUGUCAGAGUUUCACAAAGGCAGAAAAGAGUCAGAUAUGGGCCGAAGAAAAGUGGUUCAGACUCAAGGGUAUUCAGAUCAAACUACAAUUAACGACACGAGUGUUGAGAGAAAUAGAUUCAGAGAUCACCGAUAUUGAGGAAUCGUGGAACAGAGCAAAUGAAAUCAUAAUAAAAGUCGGAGAGGUGUUAGGGGAAAGCAGUGGAAAGAUCUGGGAAAAUAAGGAAACGUGGAGGUUUAAUGAGGAGAAGACUGUAGCAAUUGACAAAUCUGAAGCAUAUGACCAGCUUUACGAAGAGCUAGAAACAAAAGAAGGCCAAGGGGAGAUUUUGCGAAAACGGCUGGACCUGAUAACGUGUUAUGAUAGUCAAGGAAUCGCACAGAAACGCUACAGCCAAGGUGAGGAACUACAGAUAGUUGUAACUACAGAUAGCUGCCAGGUCAAAGGCGGACUCCAUCAAGGCUCGGUAAUAAGCCCAUUCCUUUUUAAUAUAGUGUUUGAUGUGCUAAUGGAAGCAGCUAGAGAAAACCCACCGGAUGAUGUUUUAGUGGCAACGAAUGGAGAAGGAGAUCAACAACACACGAUACAGUUAGAUAGAGGGAACACUAAGAAAGCAAUGACAGAACCAUCAGGAGAAUUGGAUAAAGAAAUAAAUCACCGUAUUCAAUGUGGAUGGAACAACUGGAGGAAGGUGACGGGUGUGAUAUGUGACAGAAGAGUGCCAAUGCGACAGAAAGGAAAGGUCUUCAGAGAAGUAGUAAGGCCGGCAAUGAUGGUUGGAAGCAGCUGCACUCAAGCAAGUAGAAGAGAAGAAACUCGAUGUUACAGAAAUGAAGAUGCUAAGAUGGAUGUCUGGAGUGACACGGCGGGACAGAAUUAG